Cladocopium goreaui is the source of this 249-nucleotide messenger RNA. The record is from the annotation of a GenBank genome assembly. NCBI's taxonomy places the organism in Eukaryota, Dinophyceae, Suessiales, Symbiodiniaceae.
AUGUACUUGCGGCGCCCGGAGCAAGACCUGGUGGCAGGUGUGAAAAGGAAAGAACAUGGUGAAGAUCUUUGGCAGAUGCCAUCCAAGGAUUUGAAACUCAUAGAAGAUGAGCGCAUCUUCAUUGAAAGGUCGAAACUUGCCAUGCGUCAAAAGGGCGUGACCGAUGACACGGUGCAGGGUGUACCCACAUGGGCUUACAAGGACUGCAGCGUCCGGGAUCAGCAAAAGGUGCAUGGGGAAAAGACAUGA